AUGCAGCGUCUCGGACAAGAAGACAGCGCAAUCCAAGAGCUGAGGAACCAAAUUGGCAACCAGGCCGGAAAUAUGCAGGUGCUAAAAGGAGAAUACGACCGUAUCACGGGCGGCGUUUCGGGAUUGCAGGAACGACACAAAAAUCUGAGUGGUGAGGUAGAAGCGAAUAUCAGGGAGAUGCAGACCAUGGCUGCAAUGACCAACGAGAUUAACUCGCAAAUUGCGGAUCUAAAGAAGCAGCUGGUUGAAGAGGAACUGGCGGUCGAGAAAGACGUCAAGAAACUCGAGGCGUCGGGUAACACCACCAACUUGCCAUUCGGCGUGGGCAUACGGUCGACAGUAGCACACUCCAUCUCAUCCGCCCCAACUUAUGUGCGAGAAGACCCGGCUAUCAAGCCUCCCAAGCCUUUGAAGGAAAUGACGGAACAAGAGCAGGUCGACUGGGCCAUGAAAAUGACCGAGAAGGAGAUGACACCCGAGGAGAGAGAGGAAGCCGAGCUCAGGCAGGCAUUAGAGGCCAGUCUAAGGGACUAGUCGAAUAAUCUAUUUAUAAAUGGUCAUAGUUAUUUAUAAAUUCUACCUACCUUCCUCGGACUAAUGUUGGCACCCCCGUUGUGCACGGGUGCUUGGUCUGUAUGUAAGUAUGUAAAUAGAUUGUACCUAACAUAUAAAGAUAUCUUUAAUGCACA
Sphaeroforma arctica JP610 is the source of this 689-nucleotide messenger RNA. RefSeq lists its product as hypothetical. Bases 1 to 534 code for a protein of 177 amino acids. The transcript is spliced from 5 exons. The record is from RefSeq and is a predicted model, not a curated record. NCBI's taxonomy places the organism in Eukaryota, Ichthyosporea, Ichthyophonida.